UGAGGAAAACUACAUGUUGUCAUUUAUGGGGCGGGUGUUUGUUUCGGGAUAUUACAGAUGUUGUACCGCCCACGACACUUGUCCUAAGUGUUACUUUGCAUCUUUCGGAGCUCGGUAAUUCCCGCAUAAUUCUGGUAUGCGCUCGGGGCCCCUCGCUGCUAUGGUGGCUGUUCUCCUAUUGAUGCGCAGGAUCGUGCUGACGACCGCUGACGCUGCCGCUGGGACAGGCGCGUUCUGCGGCCAGUGUGCCGCCGGAAAAUGCGGCGUGAAGACCUCCCCGGUGGUGCUGCAGGAGUCCCGGGCACCAGAGCCCGUGGUGUCAUAUGAGCAGCUUAAGACCAUGCUGUCCAGUCACAGCAUCCAGCUGUUUGAUGUCCGGAACCCAGAUGAGUUCCAGGCGGGAUGGAUUCCUGACGCCACCAACAUCCCAUUGGGGGAGCUGGAGGAGGCCCUGCAGUUGACCCCUGACCUCUUCAGGAGUCGCUUUCAUGUCGUUGCACCCAAGAAGACAGACUCCAACAUCGUAUUUUACUGUCGGAAGGGCAACCGCAGCGCCACUGCUCUGGAGAUCGCGUUCAGGCUGGGCUUCAGCAGGGCGCAGCACUACGCAGGCGGAUACAAAGAAUGGGAGCAGUAUGAGCGGCAGUGAGCCUGUGAGCUGAUUGGCCGAAGUGACCAACAUCCCAGAAUGCAGUGCAGGACAAACAGUCAGCUGGAUCAUCUGCCCCUAGGAUCAGGGCAACAGAGGAAACGGUGUCUAAGUUCAUCAAAAUAAAGUGGUGUUUACAAACUGGC
Brienomyrus brachyistius is the source of this 795-nucleotide messenger RNA. RefSeq names its product thiosulfate:glutathione sulfurtransferase. The coding region runs from base 137 to 649 and encodes 170 amino acids. Gene Ontology annotation, cellular component: mitochondrion. The transcript is spliced from 5 exons. The record is from RefSeq and is a predicted model, not a curated record. NCBI's taxonomy places the organism in Eukaryota, Metazoa, Chordata, Actinopteri, Osteoglossiformes, Mormyridae. Gene Ontology annotation, molecular function: thiosulfate-cyanide sulfurtransferase activity.